Molecule: messenger RNA, 1278 nt
Organism: Monopterus albus (swamp eel)
Lineage: Eukaryota; Metazoa; Chordata; Actinopteri; Synbranchiformes; Synbranchidae
Product: adaptin ear-binding coat-associated protein 1-like
Exons: 10
Coding region: 224-922 (232 amino acids)
Biological process (GO): endocytosis
Cellular component (GO): clathrin vesicle coat; membrane
Source: RefSeq, a predicted model, not a curated record
GGGUCAGUCCGAGUACGAGUCGGUCCUCUGUAUCAAACCUGAAGUCAGCGUUUACCGAAUCCCACCAAGAGCAUCCAACCGGGCUAUCAGUCGCAGCAGAACAGCAGCUGGUGCUGUAAAGAAGUCAGUGUCUUGCUCAAGAACACUUCAUCGGGGUUGAUGCCGCUUUAAUACCCAAGGGGCUGCCGACUGGAAGCUGGAUGCUCCUGACUGGACGGGACGCAUGCGUGUGACUUCCCGGGGUAAAGUGGCCUACGUGAAACUGGAAGACAGAAUCUCUGGUGACCCAGCCCACGUCCAAGCAUGUGGGGAGCUGUUUGCACAGGCACCAGUAGAGGAGUCCCCUGGCAUCGCAGUGGAAACAGUUAGUGACUCAAGCCGUUACUUUGUGCUCCGCAUCCAGGAUGACAACGGCCGCAGUGCAUUCAUAGGCAUUGGGUUUGGAGACCGAGGCGAUGCCUUUGACUUCAAUGUUGCACUUCAGGACCACUUUAAGUGGGUAAAACAAGAAAAUGAAUUUAGCAAGCAGGCACAGGCUCCAGACUCCACUCCCAAACUGGACUUGGGUUUCAAGGAAGGACAGACCAUUACUCUCAAUAUCGGGCAAUCAAAGAAGAAGGACAGGUCUCGUCCACAGAGUUCAGGUGGCCUUGGGCUGCUUCCACCUCCUCCUGGGGGCAAGCUAGCCCCACCCCCUUCUUCCAGGUCUACCAAUCAUAACACACAACCAUCUGGAGGAGGAAGUGACACGGGUUUGCUUGACCUGGACUCUAGUAACUCCAACUCAGUGGAUGCACUCAACCCCACUACCACAGCCAAUGUAGACCUCUGGGGAGACUUUGACUCCGUAUCCUCAAACGUUACCUUGGAAACUGCACAGGAGCAGGACCACUGGAAGGCUGCCCAUCCCUUCAACUUGUGAGAGGUAUGCUUUGCGAGCUGGAGGAAACAGAUGAGGAAAAGAGUCAGGGUGAUUUCACAGAGUGGAACUGUCCAAUAUCCUCUCUCAAGAUUUGUGUGCUGUUUGUUUCUUAAUGCUCCCAGGAUUCCAGGCCACAGUCAUGUUUUCCCUGGCAGUUUGCUUCAGCUGAAAACAAAGAGCAUAGUGCUAGAGUUUGUGUAACAGACAAGUUGUCAUUGUUAUAGAAGAAAGCCUGAUGUCAUGUAGCUGUAGAAUAAUCCAUUCUGUGAUGUAUUCUUUCGACUGCUCGUUAAAGUAGCGGUGGAGCAACAAAAGAAAGGUUUAAAAUCAAAAGACACUUUAAGAACUACCUUUGA